Trichoderma gamsii is the source of this 987-nucleotide messenger RNA. Its product is annotated as NAD dependent epimerase/dehydratase. The record is from RefSeq and is a predicted model, not a curated record. Gene Ontology annotation, molecular function: oxidoreductase activity, acting on the CH-OH group of donors, NAD or NADP as acceptor. The transcript is spliced from 2 exons. NCBI's taxonomy places the organism in Eukaryota, Fungi, Ascomycota, Sordariomycetes, Hypocreales, Hypocreaceae. The coding region runs from base 1 to 987 and encodes 328 amino acids.
AUGUCUUCCCUCGCCUUUGUCACCGGCGCAACGGGCUUCAUCGGCUCUCAGGUUGUCGCAUCGGCCCUCAGAGACGGCUACAAUGUGCGAGUGAGCGUCCGCAAGCCAGAGCAGAUUGACACUCUCAAGGGCAUCUUUCACGACGACGCCUCAAGGCUUCAGUUUGUUGUGGUGCCUGACAUUGCAGUGGCUGGGGCAUUCGACAAAGCUCUGGACGGCGUGAAAGUCGUCUUCCAUCUGGCAUCACCUAUGCCUGGCAAGGGAGCAGACCUGCAGAAGGACUACCUCGAGCCAGCACGCAAUGGAACACUGUCGAUCCUGGAGAGUGCCAAGAAGGUGGGCAGCAUCGAGAAGGUGAUUGUCAUGUCUUCGAUUCUGGGCAUUGGCCCCGUGGAUCUGUUUUCCAACACAGACCAGUUUGUUGCAGCAAACACCGGCAAGAGACACGAAAUCGACCUCGACAAGGUCUUCCCCGGCGGCAAGGGCGAAAACGGCAGCAUGUACGUGGCCUCCAAGAUUGUCGCCCACCAGGCGUCGCUGGACUGGGCCGUGGAGCACAAGCCGGCCUUUCAGCUCAUCACCGUCCACCCGACCUUUGUGCUGGGCCCCAGCCUGAUCCGCAAGACGGCCACAGACCUGGACGGCAUCAACGCCUGGUUCUGGCAGUCGCUGCAGCUGCCGGCGCCGCUGUUCCCGGCGGUGAUUGUCGACGUGCGAGACGUGGCCGAUCUGUGCCUCAAGGCCGCUGCCGUGGAUGUGAAGCCGGGCGAGGCUGAGCUGGUGGCCUCGGGGGCGCCGACGAGCUGGAGGGAGAUUGGCGAGUGGGUGAGGGCCAAGUAUCCGCAGCUGGAGACGAGGCUGGAGGAGGAUGGGCCGACGCCGUUUAGGGUUGAGAAUGAUGUGCUGGGGGUGCGGUGGCGGCCGCUGGGGGAGACGCUGGGCGGGCUGAUAGACCAGCAGCUGGCGCUACAAAAGGGCAGCGCUUAG